This is a messenger RNA of Cotesia congregata, 978 nucleotides long. Lineage: Eukaryota; Metazoa; Arthropoda; Insecta; Hymenoptera; Braconidae. The record is from the annotation of a GenBank genome assembly.
AUGGCAGCUUCAAAAGAUCUUAAUCUUGCUAGAAAAAAUCUAUCCAAUUCUCUCGGUGACAACGCUAAAGUAUACUUCGAAAAAAUGAAAUUAUGGUUUCAAAUGAAGAGUACUAAAGAAGAAUUUGAUAGCGAAGCUAGGAAUAUUAUGACAGACGAGCAAAUUCAUUUACACAAUGAAUUUCUUUUGUGUUUAUUUAAUAAAGUACGAGGUCUUGCAACUGCGACACCUUCUAGACCUGUGAAAUCUAACAACACACCUAUUCACACAGAUAAAGACAAAACUUUAAAGGAAAAGCGAUUAAAAUUAAAGAGAAAAUAUAAAACUGAUCGAUCUAAUUUUGAACCGGCAGAUAUGUAUGUAGAAGUGCUAAGUCAGACGUCAUCUCCAGUAGGAGACGAACCUAUUGGUGCUAAUAGAUCUAGUGCACAAGAAUUAUUGCUACCUGAUAGGACUUUUGUACUAGCAAGAUUGAUGUUGGCUGCUUGGGAAAAUAAUAUGGAUAGUGCCGAUGAAAAUACAGCACAUCUAAUAAUUGCUGCAACACAAAUAUUUCUCAAAAAUAUAAUUACAGCUGUAUUUGCAAGGAGAAAGGGAUUCACGGUUUAUCAAAAAAACUUUAUUUAUAACAUAGGAGAACCAGUAUCCUGUUCUUGGAAGAGAAAUACAAUGUUUAUCCCUCGUGGAAUUCAUUCAAGUAAACCAACCGACAUAGUUGACCCGGAUGGACAAGUACCCUCAGUAAAACAAACGGUUGAAGAAAUGGAACAAGCAACAGCUUUCGCUAUGGCUUGUUCAACAUCGGUAUUAUCAUCACCGUUACCACCAGUUAGCAUUAAUGAUUUAUUGCAAACAUUGAAGAUUUACAAAAAUCUAGUUAAUAACCAUACAACUUAUGCAACUAACAUGGAACGUUUAUUUACUUAUCCCACCCAUUCAACUUGGGAAGAUUUAGAAAGUAAAAAGUUAUUGUGUUAG